Molecule: messenger RNA, 2083 nt
Organism: Sorex fumeus (smoky shrew)
Lineage: Eukaryota; Metazoa; Chordata; Mammalia; Eulipotyphla; Soricidae
Gene: RAC1
Product: Rac family small GTPase 1
Exons: 6
Coding region: 241-819 (192 amino acids)
Biological process (GO): actin filament organization; small GTPase-mediated signal transduction; cortical cytoskeleton organization
Cellular component (GO): plasma membrane; cell cortex; cytoplasmic vesicle
Molecular function (GO): GTPase activity; GTP binding; protein kinase binding
Source: RefSeq, a predicted model, not a curated record
GCGCCGGCGCGGGGGAGGGGCGGCCGGAUGUGAGCGGAGCGGCCAUUUCCUGUUUCUCUGCAGUUUUCCUCCGCCUUGGGUGGUGGCCGCUGCUGGCCUUCGGCUUCCAGUCGGCGGAGGGCGAGGCGGCGUGCCCCGCGCCCCGGCCCCCCGCGCCCCGCGCCCGCCGCCGCGCGCCGCCCCCCGCGCCCCGUCCCGCGCCCGCCCGCCCGCCGCGAACGCGGCCCCCCGGCGGCCCAGAUGCAGGCCAUCAAGUGUGUGGUGGUGGGAGACGGCGCCGUGGGUAAGACGUGUCUCCUGAUCAGCUACACGACCAAUGCCUUCCCCGGAGAGUACAUCCCCACCGUCUUCGACAACUAUUCUGCCAAUGUUAUGGUCGAUGGGAAGCCCGUGAACUUGGGCCUGUGGGAUACGGCUGGGCAGGAGGACUACGACAGACUGCGCCCCCUGUCCUACCCGCAGACGGAUGUGUUCCUCAUCUGCUUCUCUCUCGUGAGUCCUGCGUCCUUCGAGAAUGUGCGUGCGAAGUGGUACCCCGAAGUACGACAUCACUGUCCCAACACCCCCAUCAUCCUGGUGGGCACCAAGCUCGACCUCCGGGAUGACAAAGACACGAUCGAGAAGCUUAAAGAGAAGAAGCUGACGCCCAUCACCUACCCGCAGGGCCUGGCCAUGGCCAAGGAGAUCGGUGCCGUCAAGUACCUGGAGUGCUCGGCGCUCACGCAGCGGGGCCUGAAGACAGUGUUCGACGAGGCCAUCCGCGCCGUGCUCUGCCCGCCGCCCGUCAAGAAGCGGAAGAGGAAGUGCCUGCUGCUGUGAGGGCCGCGCCGCGCAAUGCCAAGUUUUUGUUACAGAUUAGUUUCCCCACGAGACCCUUGAACCAAUCAGUCAUUUUAAGGCUUUGUUUCAAGUGUAAGAGUUAAAACUUUUCACAUUCUAUUAAAAUUUAGCCCUAAAACGACGCUUUCCUAAAGCCUUAUUUCUCGAGAGCCCCAGUUCUUGCUCAGAGUGUUGCCAAACCCCUCGUGACCUCCGCCGCAUCGCCGAGCCGAGCCGGUGAGCGGGGUGGCCUGGUCUCCCCCAACCUGUAGCUUCUGAAGUUAGGGAACCAGGGUCCGGCCUGCGCCCAGCAGGGUGUGCUGCCCAGGGCCCCUCCCCUCCCCCAUCUCGUACUGUACGGGCGGGUGCAGCCCCUCGGGGUGCCGAGUCCCGAGCGAAUGUUUUGAGACAUCCAAGUGUUGGAGCCUCUGCGGAGUUGGACCAGAACCUUCCCUCCGCCCCCCCCCCCCCCCUGCAGAAUUCUGCUCUGGCCGGGGGGGCGCUGGGGGGUGGGCCUCCUGUGACCCGAGGUGAAGACAGUAUUCCGACAAACUGAGGCAAAGGUGAAUUCACACUGCAUCGUACAUGGAACGAUGAAAACGAAUCAAUGUCCCGGGGAACGUUUCUGCAGGGCGCUGUGUGCAGGGAGGCUACUGUGUGGGCCCCAGCGCUCUGUCCCCUGGCUGGGCCUUCCUAACGCAUCUUGGAACUGGGAUUCCCGUGGCGGCUCAGCCAGCCCCUGCCCUCGAACCUCCCUCGUGAGCAAUAGGCCUCCCUGUAGAACUUCCUGACACUGCGUUACUUCUGGGGUAGAUUAGUGAAAGUGCAUCCCAUGUUUUCCUGAUCCUUUACUCGGCUAACCGACGCUUUCUUAGUUUUCUAGUGACUAGGUGUAAAAAUCAUGUGUUGCAGCUUUUUAGUUUUUUAAAUAUUUUAGAUAUCCCAACCUCCCCGGGCUUCCUAACACUACAGCCGGCCAGCUCCGCACCCUGACUAACGCUGCCCUCUGCCCCUUGGCCACGCUUCCUCCUGGCUCCUUCCACUGUUCCUUUGGGUCUGAGAUUCUGUAAAGACCGUGCUUGUGCUAACAGAGUUUUGUACAACUUACCCACUGGCGAGAACACAAGGUUGGAACUUUCAACCACUAGAACAAAACUUUUUUAAUUGACAAUUGCAGAAUUGUGGAGUGUUUUUACAUUGAUCUUUUGCUAAUGCAAUUAGCAGUAUGUUUUGCAUGUAUGACUUAAUAAAUCCUUGAAUCAGA